This is a messenger RNA of Puntigrus tetrazona (Sumatra barb), 6933 nucleotides long. Its product is annotated as golgin subfamily A member 4. Bases 324 to 6116 code for a protein of 1930 amino acids. The transcript has 22 exons. The record is from RefSeq and is a predicted model, not a curated record. Gene Ontology annotation, cellular component: Golgi apparatus. NCBI's taxonomy places the organism in Eukaryota, Metazoa, Chordata, Actinopteri, Cypriniformes, Cyprinidae.
UUAAACAAAAAGAAGAAGAACCUUGUGUAUUAAGCAGAGACGAGUGUUUAUCACAUUGGUAAGCCUAAUAGACAGUAAGGUUAUUAGUUUGCCGCGAUUCAACACCAUAUAUUUGUCUUGUACGAGUGAGCGUUUCGUCUAGGAAAUGUAUUGUAUUAAAAUGUGAAGCGAGAGAAGUCCAUGUCAUUGGAGGCAGGGGGUGAUCUCCAGGACCAGACUUGAAGGACCCUUGAAGGAUGAUUGAGUUUUGUGCAGUGUUGAUUUAUUUUAUUUAAAACCACCUGUCUAAGAUCUCCGGUCUUAGGCCAUAGGUUGUGUAAACAAUGCUGAGGUGGUUUUCAGCGGAUGAGUCCGGCUCUGCGCAUGGAGCUCCCGGCUCCCCGCAGGUGGACGUGUGUAGUGAUGUGAGAUUGGCUGAGGUCAGUGAACAGCUGACGCAGAUGCAGGAACUUGUGGCCCAUUUAAAAGAGUUGAUCAGGGACAAGGAUGCAGCGCUCAGUGGUAAAGAUGACCAAGCCAAGGAGCUGACAGAACAAAUGCAGCGCUUACGGGGUGAGAAUGAAAACGUUCAGUCGAAGCUGGAGGCGGAACGUCACAUCACUCGGGCCCGGAUCAAGGAUCUGCUGGAGAAACAUGAAGCAGAGCUGCUGAGAGCUGCUGAUAAACACGAGGCUGAGAUGUCAGAGAGGGAGCAGGCCUUGCGCCGGCAGCUCGAGACUCUUCAGCGCUCUAUAUCUCAGCCCGCGGAUGCGUCCGCUAACCAAUCCACCUGCAUCACUGCUGAAAAACUCACAGAGCUGCAAGCCCAAGUGAAGCUGAAAGAAGCAGAGGCCAGUAAAGCAGAAGCAAAGUUCUUAAAAAUGAAAGCAUGGUCCAAAUCUAGGAUCAGACAGCUUGAGGAGGAGCUCAAAAAAGUUCAGUCCGGAGUGUGUCUCGACGUGUCCCCUGAUGUCACGUCCCUACAUGGUCGCAUUACUGAGUUGCAAGAGGAGAGAGAAGAAAUGCUCAGCAAACUGGAGCUGUAUGAAGAUAUGAAGGCAAAAAAUGAUCAACUACAGAAGCAGCUUAUGGAAUAUAAGGAACAGCAGAGGAAGAUGCAGGCGGACCUGGAGCAGGUGACCAAGAGAGCUGCAUCACAGGUGAGUGAAACGGGCAGCAUUGAUGACGUUCAGGUGAUGGAGUGGCAAGAAAUGAUUACCAUGGUGACUGAGGCAGAAAGAGCUCGAGAUCAGAGUCACGAGAAGAAUGCCAUGGCCUUCAGAAUGAGCCACAUCGAAGAGGAGAGAGAGGAACUGAUUGAGGAUGACUGGUUGUUUCCUGGCUGCUCCGAUCCAGCAUUAGCCAAUCGGCAACAGGAAGUGGAGGAGGAGUUGGCCCAGGCCCGUGGACUCUGCCCACAGAAAAGCAGGAAGCCCAAAUAUUUCACCCCACGCAGUCUGCAGGAGGACUUGGAAUUUCAUAGUAGGCAAGACCCGAUAGGCCCCACUGAUUGUGAUGCUCUUGUGAAUGGAGAAAACAUGGGUGGAUGGUGGCCACAGCACAGUGCUGCAGAUACAGAUGGCUUGAGGUCUGUUGUUGAGGAGCUUGAACUAGAGAGAAACCAACUGCAGGAACAGAUUUUGGUUCUUGAGAAACAGUGCCAAGAUCUAGAGGACCGUCUGCAACUUCAGGCUCGCAUUGAAUUACUACAGGAAACGUUUGAUAUAGAUGAAGGUGGUCAAGCAUUUUCCACAUCUCAGAAUGAAUCUGAGCGCCUUCAGGCACAGGUCGCAAACCUUCGCAGUCAGCAGAUAAGAGACACUGAAAAGCAUCAGCUACUUAUCGCCAGCCUGAACAAACAACUCAAAGGAUUGAGCAGCACACAGGAGUGUCUGGAGUCUUCACUCAUGGAAAAGGAGCACACGCUUGCCAGAACCUCAGAGAAACUGGAAUUUAUUGACAGUCUGAAAGAAAAUUUAGAGGAAAAAGAAAAACAGAACCAAGAAACUACUGAAAAACUGCUUCAGACUGAAAACAAUCUGGCUGAAGUUACAAAGACAUGCAGCACCUUUGAGAAGGAAAAUUCAGAGAUGAAAGCAACUGUUGCAGAACUGACACUUAAACUCAAUGUGCUGAAAGACAAGGUCCAGAAACAAGAGACAACUAUAGAAUCAUUGCAGAAUGAUCUGGUUCAAACAAACGAUGAUCUCGACAGACUGAACGCUGCUCAUCUGGAAGAAAGGGCACAACUGGUUCAUGACUUGCAGAGCUGUGAGCGUGAAAUCGAUAGACUUCAAGAUGUCAUCACUGAUAAGGAUAAAGAUAUAUUGGCACUAACAUCCAGUACAGCAGAAUAUUCAGAACAGAUUCAUGAACUAAAACAGGAAAUGAAGUUUAAAGAAAAUGUGCUGGCUAAAAUUGAACAGGAUGUUCAAAUCUUUAGAGACCCACAGCUUUCUGACCAACAGUUCUUUAAUGUCCUAAUACCUCAACUGAUUGAACAGUUGAAGAGAACUGAAACUGAUCUUAAAGUAUCGAAAAAAGAUAGUGAGUCAAGGAGUAAUGACAUUAAAGACUUAACCAAGCAAACGGAAGAGGACAAGAAAACAAUUCAGGAACUCCGCAUGGAAAUACAGAAGCUGAAUAUGAAUCUCAAAGACCAGCUAUUGGAUGGAGAACAAGUGAAUGAAAAAGACUCUUUCCUGGAUGAACGUAAUGAGUUGUUUGCUGAAGUCAGCAAAUAUAAAAGUGAGCUUGAGGAGCAGGUUGAAUGUCAAGAACAGCUUAAGCAAGAUGUCCAAGAUAAGUCAAAGAUAAUAACUGUAUUGGAGGAUAAGCUGAAGAAUGUUCAAGAGGAGAUGGUAGCUGAGAGAGAUAGAUUUAACAAAGAACUUAAGAUUCGAAACGAAGCCAAAGAAAACCUUGAGAAAGACUUGUCUGAUAAAAUUGAGAGUAUUCAGUCAGUGAAUAAUAACAAUCAAAAACUUCAGGAAUCACUUGAGCAGACUUUGGGGGAGCUGGCAAGACAAAAACAGCACCUGGAUAAUACUAAGGAGCAAAUGCAAGUUGUACAAGAUCAGAAUUACAACUUGCUCUUACAAGUCGAAAGUUUCACUAAUGACAAUUGUCAAUUGAUGAGGGAAAUUGAGGCUAGCGUCCAGUCCCUCUCUGAUGCUUUGGAAGAAAAGAAAAGACUGUCAAACAAAAUAUCUGAAGUUGAACAGCAGCUUUCAGAGAGUGUUAAAACAAUAGAACACUUGCAAAAAGAGAAGGAAGAGCUAACACUCAAAGGAAAUGAAUUGAACAAUAACCUUGAGCAAAACAAACAGUCAAUGGCUAAUAUUUUUUUGGAAAAAGAUGGCAUUGUUAGACUCCAUGAGACAUUGAGCAGGCAAAAUCAACAACUGCAAGAAAGUUUUGAAGAGAAACAAAAAGAAGUGCUUGCACUAGCCCAAGUUGUGUCUGAAAUGAAUAACAAGGCUGCAAAAACACUUGGAGAAAAUGAAAAGCUUGCUUCUGAAAUUGCUAGUCUUAAUGAACAGAAUAAGUGCCUUCAGAAACAAACAAAUGAACAGAUGAAGUCGCUCACAGAAACAACAAAGGAGAGGGAGAAUCUACAAAAUAAAAUCUUGAUUUUUGAGACGCAAGAUGUGGAAAACCGUAAAAUCAUAGAAGGUUUGCUUAAACAAAAGGAAGAUUUGCUUUUGCAAGUAGAGGAACACAAAACUAUAAAAAAGAAACUGCAAUCUGGAGAAGAGACCUUGCAGGAAAAGUCUUUAGAAUGUGCAACCCUCUCAAAAUGUCUCAGGGAGACCAAAGAGGAAGUACAUCAUCUUAGGAAAGAACUUGAGUCCACCACUUCUGAAGUCCUUCAAUACAAACAUAUUAUUUUUGAAAAAGAAAAGACUUUAACAGACCAAAGUACACAAAUGGAAGCUUAUCGGCACCAACUCAAGCAAUUACAGGAUAAUCUUUCUAUUCUUCAAGAACAAGCUAAUAAUCAUAAGUCAGGUCUGACAGAGAAAGACACACUCCUGCAGAAAGAAUCAAGUUCAUGUCGUUUGCUACAAAACGAACUUAGUCAUGAAAGGGAACAUGUUUUUACCCUUAAACAAGAGAUAAGCUCUCUGAAAAUGGAAUGUUCCAGACUGAACCAGACUUUGGAAGCGAAAGAUAGCACAUUAAGAGAGAAAAAUCUUGAAUGCCGCAAUCACUCAGAGGAACUGUACAGAAGAAAUGAGUCCAUGCUUUCACUAACUAGUCAGCUUGGUAUUAUGAAUGAAAAUAUUGUGAAGCUUGAAUCUGAUAAUGCACAUUUAAAAGGCACUUUAGGGGAGCAUUUAGAAGAAAAUGUACAAUUAAAAGAGGAGCUCAGACAGAAACAAAUAGAGGCUGUGGAAUAUCAAGAUAAUGUCCAGGCAAUGAAUGACCAAAACAUUAUAAUUAAAUCUGAAUUGAAGAAUUCCAUUGCAGAAAUAUUCAGACAUCAAGAGAUGACCACGUCCCUACAAAAUGAACUGGAAAAUAAAAGAGUUGAACUGGCAUCUUUGGCAGAACUGUUAAAAUCCAAACACUCUCAACUUGAAGCUUUACAAUGUACUCUGCAAGGGAAAGAGAAGCUUUUCAUGACACAGGAGAUGUCUGUAAAUCAGAUGAAAGUCAGACUGUUAGAAAAUGAAAGCCAAAUCACCCAGAAAAUAACAGUGAUUUCUGAGUUACAUGAAGAAGUUCAGAAUUUGCAGACAGCUUUGCAAGAAAAAGAUAGAUUGCUUUUAAAUAAAGAUGAAGAGUUUUCUCUAGUUAAAAAGACAUUAAUGGCUCAAUCAGAAUCAUGUGAAGCCAGACUGGAAUUAGAAAUGACAGAAAUUGCUAAAUUUCAAGGAGAUUUAAAGAGCGUACAAGAAAAAAAUAACCAUCUCAUCAGCAUCAUUAAUGAAAAGGAUUCUUUGUUGAUGCAGGAGAAGGAAAAGGCUCUGCACUUGCAAGGUAGUGUGUCAGAACUGGAAAACACAGUUUCACAACUAACUUGUCAAAUACAGAGAUUAACUUCAGAGAUCACACAACUCAGGGAAACACAAACUGAGAAGGAACAAGUCACGUUUGCUGCUCAGUCACAAAUGCAGAAACUGGAUGAACUAUACAAAAAACUUCAAGAGGAAUAUGAUUUGACCAAAAAAGAGUUGCUUAAAGUAAUUAAUGAAAAAUCAUUAAAGGAAGAAGAAAUCUGUAAAUUGGUCCUGGAAAAAGAAGAGAUCUGCAAAAAUUCCAGUGAUCAGAUUCAGAGAAUUCAGGACCAACUACAACACCACAAGUGGCAAUCCAGCAAAGUGGAAGAAGACAGGACAAUAAAGAGAGAAAAACAGCAUAUAGAGUCCAUGGCUUUGCAGGGUAAAGAUGCGUCUCCAGAACACUGGGCCCAGAUGCAUAGCCAAUUGCAGCACUGCCAGCAAGUGAUCCAGCAAAGGGAUCUUUGCCUCCAACAACUCAACAUCAAGUUGCAACAGGCAAUUGAAGAAAAGGAUGGGGUGUCCUCCCACUUAAGUACGGUUUCCAGGAUGCUCAGAGACACACAGCAGACUGUCGGUGAGCUCCAGAAUCGAUGCUAUUGGCAGGAGAGACAAAUUCAAAAUCAGUAUUCACACACACAGGGUUCAGUCUACACAGAAGUUCCACCAGGAGCCCCUCAGGAACCAAUCAGUGCCGAUUUUAAUCCAAGUGGAACAGACGGUGGAGAUUUCAGGAUGAGGCUGGCUGAGGCAGAGAUUCAUCUUUCUCAGUUAAACUCUAGAUUAGAAGACGAGAGAUCAAGGAGAGAGGUUGCAGAGGAAGCCAUGCGGUUGAUGGAACAGAAAGUUAAGAGCAUGGAGUCAAACCAGUUACGGCAUUGUCAAAAGGACUUUAGUAUUCAGCUAGAAAGAGACGAGGAACCGUAUGAAGAUCUUGUUCUUCGCCCAAGCCGGCACCUGUUAAUGCACAAGAUGAAGAGUGGAGUUCACUUGUGCCAGCGUUGGUUCAAAGGAAGUAUAUACUGCUGUUCCAAACUACUGCCAUCCAGGGGGAAGUCACGCUACAUAUUCAUAGGAUACCUUCUUAUGCUUCAUGUGCUGGUUUUUGUAUGCCUCAGUUGGUCCCUUUAGAAAGCAAUUCUCAUCAAAUCACAUUUGCACAAAUAGAAGAUCUGCAAAAAAAAAGGUGUGGGCAGUGUAAGAAAAUGGCCCACAGUCCAGGCGCUUCCACUUACAUCAAAUCAUCAGUGUACAAAGUUCUCAUUAGCUGCUCACUCAAAUAGUGUACAUUAGAAUGGUGAUGGUCGUUUUCUGAGACGUCAAUCUUGAUUUGAUAUUUACUACCUUUCCAUAUGGACUUCAACACCAGCAUUUAUGAAGCAGAGACCUUGUGUACGGACAGGUACACAGAUGGCCAUUAGAGUUUGGGUUAUCUUAUGUAAUCGCUAUGCACUGAACUCUUAAAUUUAGUAAAGCAAUUGUUUUUCACAUUCUACCAUCAAACAAACCGAAAAUGAAUGUCUUGCUUGUCCACACUGGAAAUGAACACGAGAUCCAAAAAAAAAUUAUUUAACAGUUGUAUGUGUACAGAGAGAAUAUUUAGUUAACGUGCAAACUUUUAGAAGUUGUUACGCUGUAAGCAAGCAAACUAAACUGUUAAGAAGCUAAACUAACUAAUGAAUCCGACAGCAAUGUACAAACGCUGGAAUUCCAACUUUUGUCAUUUUAAAAUUAUGGUUAUAGAAUUGAAAUUAAAUUAUUUCUUUUGAGGGUCGAUUGUUUCUGUGAGAUUUAUUUAUAGUAUGAAACUCUCCGAUACGUUUGCUUGCAGAGCCAUAAAGUCAUACUAUUGUGUAAAGCACUACCUGUUUUGCAAAACCUGUAUAUCUGUGGAGUAUGAUGCGAGAAAAAGAGUGACUCUUUGUUGAAUUAAACUACUGAGACCUUC